GUAGUUCGUAUGUUAGAGAGGGAAGGAGGGGGCGGAGUGACGCGGCGGCCAUUAGCUGUGUGUAGUUGCCCGGGACUGGGAGCUUAAGUGAAGAGGGAAGUCUUAUUCGGUGGAAAUCCGCUGUGGCGAUGGGCUACUGCCGGGGCUAGCCCUCGAGUACGGAGAAGGUGGACUUUACGGUUCCUCGCCCCGCCAAGUGGCGGGGCCCACUAGGCCCCCGGGCAUCCCCGGUCUCAAGUAGGCCUAGUCUGCCGGCAAGGGCGCCCCCAAAAGCGGAGGCGCCAUGUCGCUGGUUGCUUACGCCAGCAGCGAUGAAAGUGAGCCGGAUGAAGCGGAGCCGGAGGAGGAGGCGGCGGCACCCACAUCUGGGCCGACUUUAGGGGGCUUGUUCGCUUCUCUCCCCGCACCCAAGGGUCCGGCCCUGCUGCCUCCGCCCCCUCAGAUGCUAGCCCCCGCCUUUCCCCCUCCGCUGUUGCUGCCCCCACCCGGCGGGGCCCCCCGGGCCCUGGGCCCUGGCCUCAGCCUGCCCCCCCCUAUCGGCGGUGCCGGGCCCCCCCUGGGGCUUCCCAAGCCAAAGAAGAGAACGGAGCCCGUGAAGAUUGCGGCGCCGGAGCUGCAUAAGGGGGAUUCAGAUUCCGAGGAAGAUGAACCCACAAAGAAGAAAACUGUCCUUCAGGGAUCUGGCCAGGGGACUGGUUUGUCUGCCUUGCUUCCCCAACCUAAAAACCUGACUGUGAAAGAGACUAACAGGUUGCUCCUGCCCCAUGCCUUCUCUCGGAAACCCUCGGAUGGCUCCUCUGACACUAAGCCCUCCAGGCAGGCUUCUAAGACCAAGCCCUCCUCUCUUGCCCCUGUUGUGGGCACCACAACCACCACGCCGUCGCCCUCCGCCAUCAAGGCUGCUGCCAAGAGUGCUGCCCUGCAGGUGACGAAGCAGAUCACACAGGAGGAGGACGACAGUGAUGAAGAAGUAGCCCCUGAGAACUUUUUCUCCCUCCCUGACAAGGCUGAGCCACCUGGAGUUGAGCCAUACCCUUACCCCAUUCCCUCUGUCCCUGAAGAGCUGCCUCCAGGCACGGAACCAGAACCCGCCUUCCAGGAUGACGCAGCCAAUGCGCCCCUCGAAUUCAAGAUGGCAGCAGGCUCAAGUGGGGCCCCUUGGAUGCCCAAGCCUGGGGACGACUACAGCUACUGUCAGUUCUCCACAUAUGGCGAUGCCAAUGCCGCUGGUGCUUAUUAUCAGGAUUAUUACAGUGGUGGCUACUAUCCUGUACAGGACCCGACCCUGGUACCCCCCCAGGAAAUUGCUUCAGAUGCCUCCUUUAUCGAUGAUGAAGCAUUUAAGCGGCUGCAGGGCAAGAGGAACCGAGGGAGGGAGGAGAUCAACUUUGUGGAGAUCAAAGGUGAUGACCAGCUCAGUGGGGCCCAGCAGUGGAUGACCAAGUCAUUGACAGAAGAGAAAUCCAUGAAGUCAUUCAGCAAAAAGAAAGGUGAGCAGCCAACAGGCCAGCAGCGGCGGAAACACCAGAUCACAUAUCUGAUUCAUCAGGCUAAGGAGCGAGAGCUGGAGCUGAAGAACACUUGGUCCGAGAACAAGCUCAGCCGCCGGCAAACCCAAGCCAAGUACGGGUUCUAGGCUCCGGACCUGACUGCAGAUCCCAGGGUCUCUAGUAGCCCGCUGGCCCCGGCCCCUCGGGGACACCGGCUGCUCCAAGCCCAGGACCUCUUUCCUCGAGGAUCUAGCCCUCGCCUCUGCGAGAAUGAACAUAUUUGAUAGAUUUUUCUUACAAAAGUUAGAAAACUCAGCUCCUUUCUGUCUUGGAGCUAGCAAAGACUCGAGUGAUGCCUCAGAAGGGGCUCAGAGUUCUUGGAUGGGAAUUUGCUCCCUAUUGGGUGUGAUGAAAUGUUGAACCCCUCCCUCCACCUUUUUUUUUUUUAACCAGGGAUGUCUGUUGAAAUAAAACAUUCAGUCUGACAGA
Molecule: messenger RNA, 1979 nt
Organism: Myotis brandtii (Brandt's bat)
Lineage: Eukaryota; Metazoa; Chordata; Mammalia; Chiroptera; Vespertilionidae
Gene: PRCC
Product: papillary renal cell carcinoma (translocation-associated)
Exons: 8
Coding region: 284-1636 (450 amino acids)
Cellular component (GO): nucleus
Source: RefSeq, a predicted model, not a curated record